AUGACAGCGAUGCAAGCUACCGAUGCUAUUACUGCUAAUGCCGAGCCGCAAGUAGAUAUAGAGAAAGAGAUUGAAAAUCUCAUUGGUGAACCAAAAUCACAUUGGAUUGGUCAGCAGUGGAUUCCAGCAGAAGGAUCUCAUUUCUACACUCCCGACGAAUUACGAGAGGUAUUCUCACAAGAAUGCACCCUGUUCGUUGGGGACUCGCUGCAACGACGGGCAGCCGACACAUUGAAUCUGAUGCUAUCCAGUUCCAACAAGAGCCAUAUCUCGGAUGUCAAGGCCUCAGUCUUUACAAGGGAAUACUUUAUGAAAAAGGAUCACGACCGCGGAUUUGCGAAACGAACAAUUGAACAAAUAAUCGAGGAUAACAACAAUAAGAACAACUCGACAAUUUUAACAGAGAGCAAAAUUCCGUCGAAACGAAACGGCUGCAUAGAUACAGAUUGGAGGCCACUACUAGCGGAUGUACACGACUUUUGUAGAGACUAUACGAAUCAGACGCAACAAAUCGACUAUAGCGACUAUACAAAGAUUGUCGUUGGGGCCACGGUAUGGGAUGUGGUAGGCAAUAGUCGACGAAAGACAUCUGCUCAAGAGAUACGCCAACUUAUCAACGAAACGAUUCAUGAUCUUGCGCGGACAGUGCCGUCAACAGUGACAAUCAUCUGGAAGUCAGCAGGGUGGUGUUAUGACUGCAAAUGGACUCCUGACGAAACACUAGAGAACCGUGCUGAUAACUACAAAAUUUAUGCGGCUAACGAUCAGGCGCAACAAUCCAUACAAGAACUCAAUGCUCCGAAUUUUAUUUAUUUGGAUUGGGCCCGAGAAGUUCUACCUAGGUCGAUUGGUUUCAAUCGAUUGCGGUCAUUGGAUCAAAAUCCUUACCAUUAUUCACUGGCUCCAAGGGUACAGCUCCUACAAAUGCUUGCAGAGGUAUACGCGGACCACCAACAAUAUUCUCUUCCGCAAAGUAGCAAUGCAAGGAAUGAUGUCAAACCGGAUUGUCCUCAGUUCGGAAUAUCAGCGAACGAGAUGUUGCAACUCCGAGUCCAAACACGACAAUUACAAAGUUCCACUUUGCUCCUCCUCGUGGGAAUAUUACUCAUUAUACCCUUCCUUGGAACUCGGAAUAGACGAAUAAUCAGUCGAUAG
Molecule: messenger RNA, 1155 nt
Organism: Cylindrotheca closterium
Lineage: Eukaryota; Bacillariophyta; Bacillariophyceae; Bacillariales; Bacillariaceae
Source: the annotation of a GenBank genome assembly